Molecule: messenger RNA, 300 nt
Organism: Rhinocladiella mackenziei CBS 650.93
Lineage: Eukaryota; Fungi; Ascomycota; Eurotiomycetes; Chaetothyriales; Herpotrichiellaceae
Product: dynein light chain, cytoplasmic
Exons: 7
Coding region: 1-300 (99 amino acids)
Biological process (GO): cilium assembly; microtubule-based process
Cellular component (GO): cytoplasmic dynein complex
Molecular function (GO): dynein intermediate chain binding; dynein light intermediate chain binding
Source: RefSeq, a predicted model, not a curated record
AUGGCUUCCGCAGAGGCAAUGCCCGAGAAGAAAGCGAAGUUGGAGCCCCAGAUCAAAUCGGUUGACAUGAGCGAGGACAUGCAACAAGAAGCGAUCGAAGUUGCUCAAGAGGCUAUGGAGAAAUUCAGUGUCGAAAAGGACAUUGCACAACACAUCAAGCGAGAGUUCGACUCGAAAAAGGGUGCUACGUGGCAUUGCAUAGUCGGCAGAAACUUUGGAAGCUUUGUUACUCACGAGACGAAGCAUUUCAUUUAUUUCUACCUCGGUCACGUCGCCAUUUUGCUGUUCAAGACUCAAUGA